Messenger RNA from Phaedon cochleariae (mustard beetle), 2955 nucleotides. Lineage: Eukaryota; Metazoa; Arthropoda; Insecta; Coleoptera; Chrysomelidae. The record is from the annotation of a GenBank genome assembly.
UGCCGACUGGUCGGCAGUCUAUACACUUCCUUUUUUAUUGUGUUGGUUUUUUUCAAAUAUGAGGAAAUGUUAAAUAAUUAUAUGAAUUGAACAAGGAGAAAUAUCUGAAACAAAUAUAAUAUAUUUCAAUAAUGUGUUCUCUUAUCUCUAUGUUCAUUCUCUAGUAGAAAUGUUUCUCAUUCUCAGAUGAUUAAAUUAUAUUUCCAAAAAAUGUUGAUUCCAGUUUGAAAUUUGUGCAUAUCAAAUUGAAAACAUCUUGGAAAAUAUACAAUGGAAAACUCACCAAGUGAAGAAGACAUCACAGAGGAUGAUGAUAAAGACUUAUUCAUUCAUUUUCCUCCUCUAGUACAAAAAGCGAUAGAAAAGGUUUUGCCUAGCAAAGAUCCUUUGGAUGAACCUGAUUUCAACAGUAUAGACUAUAUCAAUUCUCUUUUCCCAACUGAGCAAUCCCUAUCCAACAUAGAUGAAGUUGUACUAAAGAUGGAGAAUAAAAUCAAUUUAAUUGAUAAUGAAAUCAGCACUGUUGUUAGAGGACAGAUAACUGCAAGUGAAGAUGGCAGGCAAGCAUUAGAGGAAGCCCAAAAACUCAUCAAACAUUUAUUCCUGCAUAUAACUGAUAUCAAAGAACGUGCAGAGAAAUCUGAAGAAAUGGUUAGGGAAAUAACAAGAGAUAUCAAACAGUUAGAUUGUGCUAAGAGAAACUUGACUCUUGCUAUCACAACUCUCAAUCAUCUGCAUAUGCUUGUAGGUGGGGUAGAUACUUUGAAAUCCCUCACACAAAAACAUUUGUAUGGAGAAAUAGCACUUCCACUACAAGCUAUUAGUGAAGUUAUGACCCAUUUUGAGAAUUAUUCUGAUAUACCACAAGUUAAGAAACUGAGUGAUCAAGUCAAAUCAAUUCAUGUUGAGCUUGCUGAGCAGAUUACACAUGACUUCAAGGAAGCAUUCACAGGUGAUGAUUAUAAUAAUAAACUAGUAUUGCAAACAACAUGUAAACCAGUUCUACCUAAUAAGCAGUUGGCUCAGGCAUGCUUGGUAGUAUCAAUUUUGGAUCCAAAAGUGAAACAGGAGUUAUUGAAAUGGUUUAUUGAUCUGCAGCUUCAAGAAUAUAGUCAUCUUUUUCAAGAAACUGAGGAUACUGCUUGGUUGGAUAAAAUAGAUAAACGGUACGCCUGGAUAAAAAGACAUCUACUGGAGUUUGAGGAUCGACUAGGAAAUAUGUUUCCGCAAAAUUGGGAAGUAUCUGAAAGAAUAGCUGUUCAGUUUUGUUAUAACACUCGGGAAGAGCUGUCUAAAAUAAUGGCCAAAAGGAAGAAUGAAAUAGAUGUUAAAUUAUUGCUAUAUGCUAUUCAGAAAACGACUGCAUUUGAGAAUCUCUUACUCAGGCGGUUUACUGGCAUCACUUUGAAUGAAUUCAAUGAAAAGUCUUUGGAUGACAAGAAUAACAAAACUAAUGAAAUUGACCUUCAAAGUGAGGACCAAGACAGUGAUCCAAGUUUGUCUCCAUUUUAUGGGUUAAUAGGUAAAUGCUUCAUUCCGCAUUUAGAAAUCUACAUCGAAAGCGUGGAUCGGAACUUGUCUGAUCUCAUUGAGAGAUUUGUUUUGGACCAGAAGCAAGCAAAGCCCACCGAGGCUACGGAAACCCAAGCCUCGAUUUUACCAAGCUGUCCGGACUUAUUCGUCUUUUACAAGAAGAGUAUGAUUCAAUGCAAUCAACUUGAUAGAGGGCAGACUAUGCUGAGCCUCACGAAAACCUUCCAGAAAUAUUUACAUGAAUAUUCGGAGAAACUGCUGCAGAAUAAUUUACCCAAACUCGAAUCUCAAACCCUGGGGACAUCUGUGCAAAACUUUACUAAAGAUCUACAGAAGAUGUCGACUUCUGGAUUGAUCCAUAAUUUUUCUUCACUUCUGAAAGAAGGUGAAUUAACAAGAUUUUCCAAAGACGAACAGGCUAAAAUUUGUUGCAUACUAACAACUGCUGAAUAUUGUUUGGAAACAACUCAACAAUUAUCUGACAAACUGAAAGAAAAAAUAGAUCCAACUUUAGCAGAUCAGAUAGAUUUAUCCAAAGAGCAAGACAAUUUUCAUAAGGUUAUAUCGAAUUGUAUACAAAUACUUGUUCAAGAUUUGGAAAAUGCCUGUGAGCCAGCUCUAACAGCUAUGGGCAAAAUCCAGUGGCAAAAUGUCGAUACAGUGGGAGACCAGAGUCCAUACAUCACUGCAAUCACCACCCACCUGAAAAACACAGUUCCAAUUAUCCGCGAAAACCUCUCGCAUUCCAGGAAAUAUUUCACUCAGUUCUGCAUCAAAUUCGCCAACAGCUUCAUCCCGAAGUUCAUCCAGAACAUCUUCAAAUGCAAACCGAUUAACACGGAAGGGGCCGAGCAACUGCUCCUGGACACACACAUGCUGAAGACCGUGUUGCUCAAUCUGCCUUCGAUUUCGUCGCAGAUCAAUCGACAAGCGCCGGCAGCCUAUUCCAAAGUUGUUACGAAGGGAAUGACGAGGGCAGAGAUGAUUCUCAAAGUUGUGAUGACUCCUCUAGAACCUCAGAAGAAUUUCGUGGAGCAGUACAAGAAGUUGUUGCCAGAUUCUCAGAUGGCAGAAUUUCAUAAGAUUUUGGAGAUGAAGAGUGUGAAGAGGCAGGAACAGACUAUUCUAGCAGAUUUAGUUAAAAGUUUUAAAUGAAAUAAGUAUAAAGAUUUUGAAUGGUGGAAUGUACUUCAAAAUUGAGUGAAUUUGUUUAAAGGGACAGUGUAAUAUAUUAUUUAUUGUUUUGACUUUUAUAAAUUAAUUUAUUUACUGGUUAUCACAGCACAGAUGAAUAUUUAGAGCACUGAAAAAUAAAAUGAAAACUGUGGACAAGUAACUAGUAUCUCAAAUAUAUUCCAUAUUUAUCAGACCUAUGUAUUUGUUUCCUUGUUUAAAGAAUUAAACAACUGAAUGUCAACUGUA